Molecule: messenger RNA, 2676 nt
Organism: Helianthus annuus (common sunflower)
Lineage: Eukaryota; Viridiplantae; Streptophyta; Magnoliopsida; Asterales; Asteraceae
Exons: 7
Coding region: 164-2512 (782 amino acids)
Biological process (GO): protein autophosphorylation
Cellular component (GO): plasmodesma; plasma membrane
Molecular function (GO): transmembrane receptor protein tyrosine kinase activity; ATP binding
Source: RefSeq, a predicted model, not a curated record
CUCGCAGCAAAUUAAUCAUCUGUAUUCUUCAUUCUUAACCAUCUUUCAAUUCCAUUAGAGAAAUUACAAACACCGUUUGUGUUGGUUCUUUACACAUAACCUGUCAAGCUGUGCACUUCCAAUUGCUUAUUUGCUUCUAAUAAUAAUUAUUUGAUCCACAAAUAUGGAGCAUUACAUGGAGACAUUGUUACAUCUUAAAAUUCAACUAGAAGAUAUAACAUCAGCCACCAACAACUUCAACGAUAGCCCUAUUGGAGUUGGUGGUUUUGGGAAUGUUUAUAAAGGAGAAGUGUCUCACCCUGAUGGGCGUAGCGUGGUCGCUAUUAAACGUCUUGAUAGUACACGUGGACAAGGGGCACCUGAAUUCUUGAAAGAGUUAACGAUGCUUUCUGAGUACAAGCAUGAAAAUGUUAUUUCUCUUUUGGGAUUUUGUUGCGAAAAGAGUGAGAUGAUCCUGGUGUACGAGCAUGCAUCACGUGGAAGCCUUGAUCGCUAUUUAAAUUCCCCUUAUCUCACGUGGUCACAACGUAUCAAGAUAUGCAUUGAUGCCGCGAAGGGACUAAACUACCUACAUGAUCCAAGGGAGACACACCGGAGACUUAUCCAUUGUGAUGUAAAAUGUGGCAACAUCCUUCUCGAUGAAGAUUGGAAUGCGAAAGUUUCUGACCUUGGGCUAUCAAUAAUUGGGUCAGCUAAUGAGCAGCACUCACUUAUUGUCACCCUGGCAGCAGGUACCGUGGGAUACAUUGACCCGCAGUAUCGGAUGACACACACUUUAACAAAAGAAUCAGACGUAUACUCUUUUGGUGUGGUCCUGUUUGAAGUUUUAUGUGGGCGAUUAUCCUGUACAUAUAGCAACAAUCGUGUUCGGCAGAAUUUAUUACCCACGUGGAUUGAAAGCUAUGAACAUAAGCAGUUAAAUGAAAUCGUUUUUAAAAGUCCGACUAUUAAACCAAUGGAUCAGGGUUCUCUAAAAACAUUUUCAGACAUUGUAUAUCAAUGCUUGAAGAUAUCUCGUGAAGAUCGACCAAAGAUGACUGAGGUUGUGACAGAACUUGAGACUGCACUCGUCAUUCAAGAGCUUAGUGAAGGGAAGUUGCCGUGUUUUAUCUACGAUGAGACUCCUCCUCAGAACUUCAGUUCCAAAGCUAAAUUGUGGGAACUUCUGUGUGAAGGGGUCCUCCUUAACGACGGCAAAACGUGGCUUUCAUUAAAUAAGAAGGGAGAACUUUGUGAGAUGAUAUCUAUUGCAGAAUGUUUGGGUUCAGAUGUCAAGAGUUACGACUUCUCGUCUCGAUAUAAUUCAAGAUUUGCUGUGGGCACCUGCCUUUAUUUUCCUUGUGAUGGGAUAUUGAAAACACAUGUAAAAUCCCAAUUCUUGUCACCAGGAAUCACAUACACGGUGAACAUUGUGUUCAAGUUUGAGAACCCAAAGGUGAGAAAAGGUUAUGAACUAAUAUCCCUCAGAUACAAAUUACAAGGGGAGACAGAGAGUUCAAUAUCACACCUGGCUUAUGAGAGAGAAGAUGGAUGGUGGAUGUGCGAAUUGUAUCACUUUACUUGUGACCGCAGAACAGUUGAUCUUCAAAUUUUGUUUGAAGACUUCCUUACUUCUCCUUAUAGUUAUAGCAUAAAAGUAGAAGGCAUCGAAUUUCAGCCCUUGGAGAAAGUGGAACAUAUAGGUGAGAAGCAACCCAUAUCAGCUUCAGAUUCAGAUGUAGAAUGGGAAGAAAAACUGCCAGCUGAUUAUGAAGACAUAAUGAAAAGGUCAGAAAAUAGUGUGCAAUGGACAACCAAGGAGGAAGCAUACGCAAUUAUUCACAAAGGCUUCUUAAUCAGUGAUGACCAAAUGAAUAAAUGCAUUGUUUAUAAUUAUACUAAGGAUGCAAAUUUGGAAGAUGAAAGUUUGGAAGAAAUUAUCGUAAUGUCAGAAAACAAAUGCUAUCUAAAAACAAGAAGGAAGCAUGCCCAAGUAUUCGCAAAUAUUUGGUUUUCUCUUGACAAAAAUGGAAAGAAAUGUCAUAUGAUAUCGUCAACAAAGGUUGACAUACGGAGCUCACACAGGGAAAUAAUGCCUUUACCCGAAUCAAGAUUUGGAGAAGCCGUUCAGUUGUUGGAUUGUGACUAUAUGUUUAUCGAGACUGAAGUCCAGUCCAAAUUAGUAUCAUCUGAAACAACGUAUGCAUGUUACCUUGUCUACAAAACACUAAAAGACCAAUCUAGAUUUGAGGCUCCUAUAGAAGUGAAAGAUAGAAAAUGUGAUUCUUGGUAUAUCUAUUUAGCAAGUCCUCAAACUCCAAUUAUUGGACCAAAGGCUAGUCAAGACACCCACAAUCCAGUCAAUAGGCCAAAAAUAAAAGGCAUUCCACAACAAAGGAAUGAUGGAUGGAUUGAAGUGCAAAUAUGGGAAUUGCGAGCUGCUAAUACAAUGAACAUGGAACUUAUGCUGGGUGUUUCUGACAAGAAGAUUAGUAGGCUUAUUAUUGAAGGCAUUGAGUUUAGACCUAUAUAAACUUUCUUUUUUUAUAUAAUUAACAAGAACUAGGGUUAAGACCCGCCCGCGUUGCGGCGCGGGUACAUCGUAAACAUUGAAUGGAUUAGUCCAAACAUUAUAUGAUGCAUUAACCAUAUGAAAACACACAUUUCGACGAAUCCAGUUAAACUCAGUGUAACUUG